AGAAAGACCUAAAAUAUAUAUUACAUAUUUUUUUUUAUUAUCUAAUAUAUUAUAUCCUAUAUUUUAGGAUCACAAAAUCUUCCAACUUGUGAUCUAAUAACAUUUUUUAAAUGUUUGGUUGAUAUAGGAAAACAUUUCACAUCAUGACAUUUCAAUUUCAUUCUCUAAAACAUGUAUCACACGUCAUUUUCAGGUGUACGGGAACCAAAGUUCCACCACUGCAUCAAUCUAUAAAGCUCCAAAUUGUUGAGCUUACAUUCCCACAGCCGAUGAUGAACGGAACGAUGCUGUUGACGGAAUUCUCAGGUUAUGCGGAGAGGGCGGCGAGGUUCUCUUGCUUCGGUAGCCGGAGUUUCAACGGAAGAACUAACUCCAGUCUCCCUGUCAACAACGGCAAGAUCAUAAACUCCGGGAAACUGACACGUGUCUCCAGCACACUAGCUCUUAACUUCCCACUGCUUCACCACCUAUGGUAUGGCAGGAUCCCAUGAGUUUUGUCUUUUGCCUUUUUUUAUAUUAUGGUCAAUAAUUUACGGCUAUGCGCAUUAGUUUUCUCUUUUGCAUUUUAGUUAAAGUUAGAACGUUCUUUUUUCGAUAAAAAAAAAUGAAGUUAAAGUUAGAAAGUAGAAACGCGUGAUUGCUUUUCAUCUUUUAUUAAUAAAAAAGGAAUUACAGAUUACUUUUUCUGGUUUAUUGGACAAUUUGUUCGAACAAUAAUCAAUGUUUUGUCAAAAAAAAAAAGAAAAAACAACAAUCAAUGCAUCACUUCUUUCUCCAUAUAGUGCUUCACCACAAAAAUCUCUUCUCUAUCACUUUCCAUGGCUUCUUCUUCUUCUUCUUCUAGCAACGGGAGAUACCAUGUUUUCCCCAGCUUCCGUGGUGAAGAUGUCCGCAACUCAUUCCUAAGCCAUCUUCUCAUGGAGCUUGAACGCAACUUGAUCACUACAUUCAUCGACCAUGGCAUCGACAGAAGCCGCCCUAUCGGAUCCGAGCUUUUAUUGGCGAUAAAAGAAUCGAGAAUAGCGAUCGUCAUCUUCUCUAAGAACUACGCCUCGUCAACAUGGUGUUUGAACGAACUGGUGGAGAUCCACAAGUGCUUUAAGGAUCUGAAUCAGAUGGUGAUACCAAUUUUUUACCAUGUCGAUCCUUCUGAUGUUAGAAAGCAGACCGGGGAAUUCGGCGAUAGGUUUAAAGAAACCUGCAUGGACAAAACAGAAGAUGAGAUAGAAAGGUUGGUUCGAGCACUAACGGAUGUAGCAAAUUUGGCCGGACAGGAUUCUAAGAAUUGGUACGUUAGAUACAAGAACCAUAUAGCCAUCUAUGAAAUUUGGUUCCGGUUCAGUUUGGUUCAGCAAUUGGCAAUUAGUGGAUUGACCCAAGUCCCUUAUAUAUUACUCAAGUCCCUUUCAUAUAUUCGAUGUGGGAUCUUCUCUCCAAUAGUUAUGAUACCAUCAAACGAUUUUAGCGACUUUGUGGGGAUUGAAGCUCAUUUUCAGAGGUUGAAUAAUCUUUUGUGUUUGGAGUCUGAGGAGGUUAGAAAGGUAGGAAUUUGGGGCCCUUCAGGGAUAGGUAAGAGUACCAUAGGAAGAGUUCUUUUUAGUCAACUCUCUAGCCGAUUCCACCACCAUGCUUUUGUCUCUUACAAGAGUACAAAACAGUGGGAUGACUAUAGCAUGAAGUUGUCUUUGGAUGAACGACUUCUGUCGGAAAUUUCAUGUCAAAAGGACCUAAAGGUAUCCCAUUUAGGUGUAGUGAAACAAAUGCUAAACCACAAGAAAGUUCUUAUCAUCGUUGAUGAUGUGGAUGAUCUUGAAGUGCUAAACACCUUCAUGGAUCAAACUCGUUUGGUUGGAUCCGGGAGCAGAAUCAUUGUGAUAACUCAAGAUAGGAAACUUUUAAAGUCUCAAGAGAUUGAGCUUAUUUAUGAGGUCGAGCUCCCAUCGUACGAUCUGGCUAUACAAAUGUUCUGUCGAUCUGCGUUUGGGAAAAACUCUCCGCCUUAUGGUUUCGAAGAACUCACGGAGGAAGUUGCAUUGCAUUCAAGUAAUCUCCCUUUAGGUCUAAGUGUCUUGGGUUCGUCUUUGAAAGGGAUGACGAAGGUGGAGUGGGUGGAGAUGCUGCCUAGGCUCCUGAAUAGUUUGGAUGGGAAAAUCAAGAAUACACUAAAAGUUUGCUAUGAUAGGUUAGAUGUCAAAGAGCAAGAAUUGUUCCUUUGGAUUGCAUGCCUAUCCGAUGGUCCUAACGUCAGUUUCUUAAAAGACUUGCUUGGAGAUAGUGCUGAAAUUGGGCUCAAAAUACUGAAUGACAAGUCCCUAAUACGUAGGGAAUCAACAGAAUUUGUUCGAAUGCACAGUUUGUUACAGAAGUUGGGUAAAGAAAUCAAUCGUGCAGAUCCCAUCAACAACCGUAGGUUCUUGACGGAAGCUGAGGAUAUAUGUGAUGUACUUACCGAUAAUGCUGGCACUAAGAAUACUCUAGCCAUGUAUUUGAACAUGUCGGAAAUCAACGAGCCAUUGUCUAUGGAUGAAAAUUCAUUUCAAAGAAUGCGUAAUCUGAAACUUCUACACUUUUACAAACCCUGGUGGUGGUCAAGGGAGACUGGAAAAGGCAGAUUGACUUUACCUGAUCGAGGUCUGCAUCAUUUUCCACGCAAACUCAGAUUGCUACGUUGGGAUGAAUAUCCAUCCAAGUGCAUGCCUUUUAACUUUAGAGCGGAAAGUCUGGUUGAAAUCAGAAUGGAGUAUAGUAAGCUUGAGAAGUUGUGGGAAGGAACUCAGUUUCUUGGAAGUUUGAAGGAGAUGGAUAUGAGUUAUUCUGCAGAUUUAAAAGAGAUUCCAGAUCUUUCAAAAGCAAUAAAUGUCAAGAAAUUGAAUCUUCGGGGAUGCAAAUCUUUGGUGGCACUUCCUUCCUCAAUUGGAAAUCUCAGUAAUCUGUUUCUAUUGAAGCUUAAGGGAUGCACAUCUUUGGUGACACUUCCUUCUUCAAUUGGGAAACUCAGUAAACUAUCUAAACUGGACAUGUCGAAAUGCUCAAACCUUAAGUUUCUACCAGCUGAUGUCAACUUGGAAUCUCUUUUAAUUCUCAAACUUAACGGAUGCUCACAGUUGAGAAUGUUUCCUCGUAUAUCAAGGAACAUUGAAUGGCUUUACCUAGAAGAAACUGCAUUAGAAAGAGAAGAAGAUAGUUCUUGGAUUGAGAAUAUCCCUCACCUUAAAGAACUCUAUUGGGAUGAUGUACCAUUGAGUUGUAUGCCACCUAAUCUCAACCCAGAAUAUAUGAAGUACCUUAAAAUGAGAGGUGGCAGGCUUAAGAAGUUAUGGGGAGGGGUAAAGUCGCUUGAAUAUCUCAGGGAGAUGGAUUUGUCAGGAUGUGAAAGCCUAGUCGAAAUUCCAGAUCUUUCAAUGGCCAUCGGCCUUAGGUAUUUGGAACUCAAAAAUUGUAAAAGCUUGGUUAUGCUUCCUUCCUCAAUUAGGAAUCUCAACCAACUCGAGCGCUUGAACAUGGAAGGGUGCACAAUGCUCGAGGUUCUACCAGUCGACAUCGACUUGCCUAAUCUUGGACAACUCAAUCUCAGUGGAUGCUUAAAAUUGAGAAAUUUUCCUCAGAUUUCAACCCGCAUUGAAUUUCUCUAUCUAGAUGACACUGCGAUUGAAGAAAUUCCUUCCUGGAUUAAGAACAUGUCUAGACUCUGGGAACUAACAAUGCGUCGGUGCAAGAAUUUAAAGAAAAUCUCCGCAGAGAUUUUUAAAUGGCAAUAUCUUGAGGCAGACUUUUCAGACUGUGGAGGAAUCACAACAAUCUGUGAUCACUUACCAGGAUGGCCACACAAUGAUUUCUUUGAUAUUUCUUCAUUUUCUUCUUACAGAUAUCCGGGAGGAGUGACUCCGUUCAAGUUCAAAAAUUGCUUUGAUUUGGAUAGAGAUGCACAGGAAAUUAUUAUACAAUCAAACCCAAUCAUGGCCGUUAUACCAGGUGGAGAAGUGCCUAUGUAUUUCACACAUCGAGGUUGUGGAAGUUCCCUAAGUAUCCUUUUGUCUGAGAGCUCUCUUUCUCAAGAAUCUCUAUUACUGAAAACUUGCCUCGUGGUCGGACAUUCAAGUCACUACCCCGCCAGAUACAUACAAGUUCGUCAGUCCUUUCGAGGCCAAAAAGAAGAGAUUCAUUAGGCCUGUUCUUUUCAUUGCCGCUGCGACUAGCGGUCGCGGCAACAAAAUCACACUUUGACGGAGUCAAGAUGAACGCUCUUGAAAGUAAACUUAAUUAUCGCAGCUUGCCGCAACGAUGGAAAAAGGGGAUGAUGCUGCCGCUGAUAUUUUCAGCGUCGGAUUUAGUUACUGCGUUUUGCCGCUGCGACUGAAAAAGGAAGUUUCGGUUGUCUCACCGGCACUAUAUUUCCGAUGGUAAAGAGGUAAUUUUCAGUUGCCGCUGCUAGUCGCGCGUUUGCCAAAAGAACAUGACUAUUGUGAUGUUAAAGUGGACGCCGCGUGCACAUACGAGAAGGAUCAUCAGGUUUUGUUCAUCUUACAUAUUCAAAUAAAAGGAGUGGAUAACCCGCCAUCUGAACUGAACAACAAUGUUCUACUACUUGAGUUUUAUACCAACCAUUAUGUCCGAUAUGGUGGAGGGUGUUCUCGCCGCAAACAAAUUUCUACCGUUGAAGGGAUAAAAGGAUGCGGUGCACGAGUCAUGAAUAUCUCAGAAACAGACGGCGAGCGUAACAGACGAAAGAAGAAGAUGCGGAUGACAGUUCCAACAUUCCAAGAGCAUACCAACUCUCCGUAUAUCCAACCUGCAGUGAAUUCCAGACUAGUGGCUCCGAAUUUGGACCUUUCCCUGGGGCUGGCUGGAGCAUCUAGUGGUGAAGAAAGUGACGAAGAAAGUGAUGAAGAGAGCAACCGAAGCAAGAAAAAGAUGCGGAUGACAGUUCCAACAUUUCAGGAACAUUCCAACUCUUUGUACAUCCAAACUGCAGUGAAUUUCGAACCGAUGGCUCAAAAUAUGGAGCUUUCCUUGGGGUUGGCUGGAGCAUCUCCUUUUGACCCGUGUCUUGGCAGAGAAUCUUUGCAUUCUGAACCCAUGAUAAUCGAGCAACAAAACACAGGUGCAUCCGACGAAGAGGAUCCUUCAUUUUCUGCACUGCUUUUAAACUUUUUCACCUAGAUGAAAUACUUCUUUCCGUUAUAAAGAAAUAAGUUUCAUGAAUGCUGGAGUUUGGUUCAGUCACUCAUAUGUAAAAAACAAAAUUUCUACCAAUUGAAUGAUUUUAUGAAUUUUUUUUUUAAUGUUA
Messenger RNA from Brassica napus (rape), 5287 nucleotides. RefSeq names its product protein SUPPRESSOR OF npr1-1, CONSTITUTIVE 1-like. The transcript is spliced from 8 exons. Gene Ontology annotation, molecular function: ADP binding. Bases 819 to 4166 code for a protein of 1115 amino acids. Gene Ontology annotation, biological process: signal transduction; defense response. The record is from RefSeq and is a predicted model, not a curated record. Lineage: Eukaryota; Viridiplantae; Streptophyta; Magnoliopsida; Brassicales; Brassicaceae.